AUGGCUGAGGAUAAUUUUGAAACAUUAUUAGACCAGAUUACUACUGAAAAGUCUACUGUAAUCGAUAUUUGUAAGAAUUAUAAUCAACAAGAAUCACCACCAACAAUAACCGAUGAACAAAUUAAACAACACGCAUUUUUUACACACUAUUUUUCAAGAGAAUUAUGUAAAAUAUUAGAAAAUUGGUUUAAUGAUGGUACAUUAAGUGAAGAAAAUGGAGAUAUUUUUCGAGCUUGUGCAGUAUUUGUUCUUAAACUAACUCAAACACAAUCUUAUAGUAAAGAAUGGCUUAAUCAACAAACUGAAUUAAUAAAUUUUACUGAAAAAUGUUUAAAUGAAAUAGCAUCCUAUGGUUAUUAUAUUGGAAUUGGUGGUACAGAAGAUCCAAAUUUAGAAUCCUUUGAUUGGCUUAUUCAAGCAUUUGAAAAUGCUCAAUGUCGACAAUUACUUGAUACACUAGUUAAAUGUGUAAUUUGUCGUUUUUAUGUUGAAGCUUUAUAUCGUUUAAGUGAUGUUAAUGCAUUAACAUUAACAAUUACUCAACAUUUUCUUCUUGUUACAUGUCCAGAUUAUAUUCUUACUUGUGAUAAAGAUAAAAGUCAUUGUUUAAAAAUAGUUAAUCAAAUGUUAAGUCAUUAUAAUGAUAUAUAUGCUGAAUUUCUUCCUCAUAUUAAUCAAUGGACAAUUCCAGUUAUUUUAUGUUUGAUUUAUCCAAUAAAAUUUAUUUUAGCUAAUAUUCGUACAUUAACAUUUGAACAACGAGAAAUUAUCUAUGGAAUUAUUUUAACUAUAAUUUUAAAUAAAUCCACAAUAGAUCCAAAUAUUAAACAAGUACGCGUUUCAUUAAUCUAUACAUCACUUUGUAUAUUAAUUGAAAUAAUGCGAUCGGAUAAAAAUUUGGCAAAUCGUUUAAAAAAUAUGACGAAUCAAAAGGAAGAUUUAAUCAAAGAAUUAGAUAAUCUAUCAAAAAAUGAACACAAUACUAGUAUUCAGUUAAAAGCAGUAGAAUUAAAAGCAUUUUUAUUAUCAGAAGAAGAAUUUUCAAAAGAUAAUAAAACUGAAGAAGUAACUGGUUUAUUUGUUAAUAAUAUUAAUAAUGCACUUGAAAAUGGACAAAAUGAACAAGUUGAUGAAAUUUUAAGUGGACUUAAAAGUUUGGUAAAUAAUGAUGAAGUAAAACAAGAAAUUGUUAAACAAAAUGGUUUACCAUCAAUACUGAAAUAUGCUAAACAAACAGAUGAUAAUCCAUUACCAUUAGAAAUAACAUAUGCGAUGACAUUUAAUGGUGAUGCAAAAAAAGUUAUUAAUCAAGAUAAAGAUUUUGUUGAACAUGUUAGAAAAUUACGUGAAUCAGAAAAAGCAGAUGUAUCAAAAGUUGCACAUGGUAUUAUGUGGAAAUUAGAAGGCGAAGAAAAAUUUAAACAAAAAGAAGAUGAAAAAGAGAAAAAUAAAAAGGAGAAUAAAUCAGAAGAUAAUUCUGAAGCAAAACCAUCUCAAUUUGAUAUUAUGAUUUCAUAUUGUUGGGCACAAAAACCAUUAUGUCAUAAAGUCAAUGAUCGAUUAGAACAAGAUGGUUAUAAAGUUUGGUUAGAUCGAGAUGAAAUGCAUGGAUCAAUUAUUGAAAGAAUGGCAGAAGCUAUUGAAAAUUCACGAUUUGUACUUAUUUGUAUGUCAAGUAAUUAUAAAAAUAGUGUUAAUUGUAAAGCUGAAGCAGAAUAUGCCUUUAAUCGAAAAAGUAAAAUAGUUCCACUUAUGGUCGAAGCAAAUUAUCGAGCUGAUGGAUGGUUAGGUUUUUUAGCUGGAUCAAAAAUUUAUGUGGAUUUUGCUGAUAAAGAAGGUGAAGAAUUUGAUAAAGCAUAUGAAUUAUUAAUAGCUGAACUUGAAAGAAAUGGAUUGCGUGAUACUGAUGAGAAGCAAGAAAGUAAAAAAACUUCGCGAGCUCCAUCUAUACAUACACCGGAACGUAAAAAAUCUAAAGACGAAACUGAAACACCAACACCUCCUCCUAUUCAAACAACAGAAUAUUUAAAUGUUGGUCCUGCAUCAGGGUGGAACAGUCAACAUGUCCAGGAAUUUUUAGUUGAUAAUAAACUUGAUCAAUUACAACAUGUUUGUGAAGACAUGGAUGGUGAAACAUUAAUUGAAUUUUGUCAGUCAUGUCAAACAGUACCUGAUAAAAUGUAUGCAUUGAUUAAUAAUCCAAAAGAUGAACAUCCUGUAUCAUUCAAUACAUUUUUUAAAUUUAUUUCAAAAUUAAAAAAAUAUUUACCACCAAAACCACAACAAAAAGUACAGUUUCAAUACGAAUUUGUUUAUCCAACAGCAGAUAAAACUACCGGUGUUAAAAAAAAAGACCUAAAUUAG
Adineta steineri is the source of this 2364-nucleotide messenger RNA. NCBI's taxonomy places the organism in Eukaryota, Metazoa, Rotifera, Eurotatoria, Adinetida, Adinetidae. The record is from the annotation of a GenBank genome assembly.